CGGAAGUGCCGGACACACGUGUGUUUGUGAUCGGGUUCAUUCAUUGCAGGAGUUUAUAUGAAGUCCAGUGUGCUAAAACAUUAUAACUAAUCAUAAUUAAAGUGAUUAAAGGUCAUAAUGAUUAAAGAGAACCGCUGGAAUAUUCCCGUGAACGCUCCGGCGUGUAUGGAGAGACAUUUAGAUGCGGUAGAUUACAGAAGCGAUGGCACGUUGCUGUUGGCGGCGUCCAGUCUGUCGGGUCGCUGCUGGCAGGGCUCAGUGUGGGUGUACAGUGACCCUAAACUUGCCCCGAGUGAGGGCUUCUGUAAGACAGGAGUUCAGACUGAAGCUGGAGUCACUGACGCUCACUGGAUAUCAGACAGAGCCGUGCUGCUCGCGUCAGACGCCGGUUCAGUUGAAUUAUGGGAGCUGUCUGAAGACGAGCGUCUGCUGGUGAACCGAUUCAGUCGUGAUGAACAUGAUGAUGUGGUGACGGCGGUCAGUGUGACUGCGGGGCGACAGCACGCGGUGAGCUGCAGUAUGGACAGCAGAAUUAAAGUGUGGGAUCUGAACCAGGAGACUGUGAUCAGCUCAUAUAAUGCUCACUCUCUGCCGGUCACUUGUGUUUCGUGUUCUCCUGUGGACGAGUCUCUCUUCCUGUCCUGCGCUCAAGACGGCCGACUGCUGAUGUGGGACAGACGCAAACCCAAACCAGCUACACGCCUGGACGUGGUUUCCCCAAGCUGCUGUCCUACUGCCGUCGUCUGGCACCCUCAUCAAAGCAACACCAUUGCAUACGGUGAUGAACUGGGGCGAGUGACUGUGAAAGAUCUGCAGGCGUCAGACGCCGAACAGACAAUAAACGUUCACACUCGCCGAGUUUCAAGACUGGCGUUCUCAUCGGACAGUUCCCCCCUUUUGGCCUCUAUCAGCGAUGAUUGCUCCACUGCCGUGGUUACUGCAGAGCUCAGAGAAAUUUUCAGGGACAGACGACACCAGGAUUUUGUGCGAGGUGUGUGCUGGGUUCCUGGCGGGUCGGGCGUGUUGACCACCGUCGGCUGGGACCAUCAGGUGCUUCAUCACAGUCCCACUCAGCAAUCAUCAGCGUCAUAGAGCAUCAUGGGAUACCAACACACUUCAUUCUCAUAUUUGUUCACCAGUGCCGUUUCACCAUCAGAUAAUUCACAUGUAAUGAUCAUGAUUUUUGAAAUGCAGAACGUAUGAUGUUUACAUGUCCUAUUAGCAGAAAACACCUGUUCGUAUUUGUUUGAAGAACAGAAAUGUGCAUGAAUGCUGAUAGUUUUUGUGUAUUACGCUUUAUUUUCAUGUCUUCUUGUAUUCUAGCAAACAAACAUUUUGUACAUUUUGCUCCAUUGAGAUAAAAACAUUAAUUGUUCAA
Molecule: messenger RNA, 1378 nt
Organism: Myxocyprinus asiaticus (Chinese sucker)
Lineage: Eukaryota; Metazoa; Chordata; Actinopteri; Cypriniformes; Catostomidae
Product: methylosome protein 50-like
Exons: 10
Coding region: 118-1092 (324 amino acids)
Biological process (GO): oocyte axis specification
Cellular component (GO): methylosome
Molecular function (GO): protein binding
Source: RefSeq, a predicted model, not a curated record